Molecule: messenger RNA, 1821 nt
Organism: Culicoides brevitarsis
Lineage: Eukaryota; Metazoa; Arthropoda; Insecta; Diptera; Ceratopogonidae
Gene: ArfGAP3
Product: ADP-ribosylation factor GTPase-activating protein 2
Exons: 7
Coding region: 118-1812 (564 amino acids)
Biological process (GO): COPI coating of Golgi vesicle
Molecular function (GO): GTPase activator activity
Source: RefSeq, a predicted model, not a curated record
AAACUGCAUACGUGUGUCAAACAAAUAAUUAAUUUAAUCAUAUUUUUCAGUUUCAACUCUUGAAUUUUGCCUCUCAGAGCUCGUUUUUCUCUCCCAUCAAGUUCACGCGCAAUCAAAAUGGAGUCCGGAGCGCCCUCGAAACCCGACAUCGAUCAAAUUUUCAAUCGAUUACGAACGAUUCCAUCGAACAAGAGUUGCUUCGAUUGCUCCGCGAAAAAUCCAACAUGGGCUUCGUGCACUUACGGGAUCUUCAUUUGCAUCGAUUGUUCUGCCGUUCAUCGUAGUUUAGGAGUUCACUUGACUUUCGUCAAAUCCACGAAUCUCGACACGAAUUGGUCCUGGCAGCAAAUUCGGGCGAUGCAAGUUGGCGGAAAUGCGAAUGCUUCGGCGUUCUUUAGGCAACAUAAUUGCAAUACGACAGAUGCACAACAGAAAUACAAUUCGAGAGCUGCUCAGUUGUACAAGGACAAGUUGAGUCAUUUGGCGCAACAAGCGAUGAAGAUGCAUGGAACGAAAUUGCAUAUCGACUCACAUCAUCACGAUCAUGAUCAGGAAAAGAAGACGGAAGAAGUCGAUUUCUUCGCAGAACACAGCAAUGAGCAGAAAAAUGGCGACAAUAAUGGCUUUAAUACUACCGAAAGCAAUCAUAUUAAGAAUAACAAUAGCUUAGAAAAUUGUAAACUUACCGAUAAUAGUUCCGACGCAACAUCUACCAACAACAAAUCCAAGCCCCAAGACGCAUUCACGGGCGCUCCAAGUGUCGAUCUUCUCAAUUCCAUGAACACGGAACCCGUCAAAUCCACAAUUGGCGUGCGAAAAAUCCAACCGAAAAAAUCGGGACUUGGCGCGAAAAAAGGUCUCGGCGCCACAAAAGUCAAAGCAAACUUUGCCGACAUCGAGCAUCGUGCCAGCUUGGCGGAUCAACAAAAACUCGCCGCAACUGCCAUUCCCGAAAAACCCCUCACCGCAGAGGAAGAAGCUGAAGCUCUCGUAAGUGUUCGUCUCGCCUAUCAGGAUUUGUCGUUGAAGCAGCAAAAAGAGGAAGAAAAAUUGAAAGCGAUCGAUCCGAAUAAGGCUCGUCAAAUGGAACGCCUUGGCAUGGGAUUCAGUAAUGCGCAACGAAGUGCCGUCUCGCAUUCCUUCAUGACAGACAUGCAAGUGAUCAACCAGGAGGCGGGCAACAAAUUCAGCAGCAGUAACAAAGUCAGCAGCUACGAUCGCGACACAAAUUCUGACUUUUUCGAUGAUUAUUCGUACAUUAGCAGCGGAAGCGGGAAUGGAGGAAGCAGUAAAGACUAUGGAAGAGAUACCGCAGCAGCGAUGGGCUUCGAAACAAUUGAACCGAUUCAGGAUUCCGGCAAUGUUCGCAGUAUGUUUGAUCCGAUCCAGACCAAAAAGAGUCCAAAUGAUGAUAUGCCUUCUUCACGUUCAUACAGCAGUAGUAAUAGCGGCGGCGGAAAUCGCGGAACACCAAAAGGUUCUUACGAAUUAGAUGACGCUCAAAAGAAAUUUGGCUCUGCGAAAGGAAUCUCCUCCGAUCAAUUCUUCGGAAAUGAUUCCGGGUCAUCUUACGGAAGCGGCGGCGGAAAUUCAAAUUUGUCACGUUUUCAAGGAUCAAAUAGCAUUUCAUCAGCUGACUUGUUUGGAGAUGGUUCGAGUAACAAUUCGAGCGGGAGAAGAGGUCGUGUCAACUUGGAAUACAACGGACCCGAUCUGGAUGACGUCAAGGAAAGCGUGAAACAGGGCGUCGCUAAAGUCGCAGGUCGUUUAUCUUCUGUCAUGUCCUCCAUCCAAGACAAAUACGGAUAUUAAUUGGAAAUG